ACCGUUAUGAGGUGCUGUAUAGAGUGGGAGUCACGCACCAGGACGACAAGGGUGACACUCCAAGUGUUCUUUCCCCGGAUACAUUGCAUCUCUGUCGUCAAAGUUUACGUGAUGGUGCUAGCGUAGGAAUCUUUCGCGCUCCCCAUGAUCGUUGAUCUCAAAAUUGUCGGAGAUCAUCGGUGUCUAGUAUUCCUCUAUAAAGGAGGGACGUGAGAGGGAGGAGCGAUAGCUGAUAUCGAGGUACUACUCACUGGCCAGCUGCUCUACUCCUUAUCUACAUUUGCUAUGGUUCUCUCACUUUUGCGCAAAGUUCAUUAUACUGGUGCAGCAGGACUCGAUGCUCCAGUUGCAGAGACUGGCCCAAUACUGGUUAACCCUAGCUCCUGGAUCACUUCAGUUGCACGAACUUCGGUGCUAAACGUUGUCAACAAUGCCAUAACAACUGGACAAUUGGAAAUCGACGAUGAAGGCACUGUCCACGCCUUUGGGACCUGCCCGAGCGGCGAGAAGCCUGUUCGCAUAACGGUCCGCGACGAUUAUUUCUGGGUCCGUGUCUUCAUUUCAGGCUCCCUCGGCUUCAGUGAGGCAUACAUGCUUGGCGAAGUGGAAGCGGAUCAGUUACAAGCCACAAUCGAGCUUUUUAUUGCGAAUCAAUCCGGCCUGUCGGAGGUGUCAUCCAUCUACAGUCGGCUGACCGCUGCUAUCUCAAGUUUCUCCAAUGCUCUCAUAGGACAAACGCGGUUCAGAGCUCGGCUAAACGCCAUAGCCAGUUACGACCAGUCCAAUGACUUAUUCCAGGCAUUUCUGAGCUCGGAGAUGAUGUACUCCUGUGCAUUGUGGGGUCAUGAGGAAUGCGGUGCGGACGGAGACCUAACGCUCGGACGCACGUCCGACGACCUCGAGGCAGCGCAACGUCGGAAAAUUCAUCACAUUUUGCAGCUAGCGCGUGUGAAGCCUGGACACAGAAUUCUGGAGUUUGGGACCGGAUGGGGGGCGCUCGCUAUUGAGGCUGCCCGUACAUACGGCUGCGUGGUUGAUACUCUCACGCUGUCAAAGGAACAGAAGUCACUGGCAGAUGAGCGCAUCAAGCAGGCCGGUGUUCAGGAUCGUGUCCGCGUCCAUCUCCUGGACUACCGUGACAUCCCAUCGGUGUUUCAGCAUGCCUUUGACGCAUUUAUCAGUAUAGAGAUGCUUGAGCACGUCGGGUCCAAGUACUACAGCACAUUUUUCGAACUAGUAGACUUUGCUCUCAAGCCGAAAAAUGCUAUGGUUGUAGUUAGCUCUAGUACAUUCCCCGAAUCACGCUAUAGCGAUUACCAGGCGGAAGACUUUAUGAGAAGAUACAUGUGGCCUAACUCAUGCCUUCCUAGCCCCACCGCGCUCAUCAACGCAGCGAACACAAGCUCUAAAGGUCGUCUUGUCCUUGACACCGUCGAGAAUAUCUCUGCGCACUACCCUCGGACUCUGAGAAGCUGGGAUCGCCGUUUGAAAGCUAAUCUGCGCCAAGACAUUAUCGCACGAGCCUAUCCUGCGUUGCAGGAUCCGAUUGCGUUUGGUGUCUUCCUCAGGAAAUGGGAGUACCUAUUCUCCUACGCAGGGGCCGGCUUCUCAAAGGGGCACAUCACUUGUCACGUUCUGACGUUCCUGAGAGGUAAGAUCCACGUUCGGAAGUUAAUAUAAUACAAAUUCUGACAUCAAUUGCGAGUAGGCUAAUGCGAGAGGUCGUGGAUAAGCGUCAUCCGGAUACCGUACUGUAACAAUCCAGAAUGCUGAUGUACAUAUUUAGACUGUAUCUAAGUGGCUUUGAAGGAGAACGAGAGCGAAUGCAUGUAGUAUUUUGUAGCCAAAUGCUAAUCUUUGAAUGUGAAUAUUUACUCGAUAGUGCAGUGAUAUCGCUCCAAAGCUGUGUAACCAAAUUGAUCAAACCAGAACU
This is a messenger RNA of Laetiporus sulphureus 93-53, 1933 nucleotides long. RefSeq names its product cyclopropane-fatty-acyl-phospholipid synthase. The transcript has 10 exons. Bases 286 to 1680 code for a protein of 464 amino acids. The record is from RefSeq and is a predicted model, not a curated record. NCBI's taxonomy places the organism in Eukaryota, Fungi, Basidiomycota, Agaricomycetes, Polyporales, Laetiporaceae. Gene Ontology annotation, biological process: lipid biosynthetic process.